Molecule: messenger RNA, 915 nt
Organism: Solanum stenotomum
Lineage: Eukaryota; Viridiplantae; Streptophyta; Magnoliopsida; Solanales; Solanaceae
Product: protein LAZ1 homolog 1-like
Exons: 4
Coding region: 1-615 (204 amino acids)
Source: RefSeq, a predicted model, not a curated record
AUGUGGAGUAUCACUAUGGGGAAAACCUUUUGCUCGAUAACAGUUGCUGCAUAUGUUCCUCUGUGUGAUGUUUUGAAUUGUCUGAUGGGCGUUGCUGCUGUGGUGCAUCUUUAUGUUUUCCCAGCAAAGCCUUAUAAGCGUGGGGAAAGAUGUGUUAGGAAUGUAGCUGUGCUGUCAGACUAUGCUGCUCUGGACACCCCACCAGAUCCAGAGGAAGUUCGGGACUGUGAAAGGUCUACCCGUGCACGCAUUUCUCGGCCUGAAGAGAGAGAGAAGCGUCUAAAAUUUCACCAGAGUGUUCGUGAUGUAGUUGUUGGAAGUGGUGAAAUAAUAAUUGAUGAUAUGAGGUUCACAGUAUCUCAUGUUGCCGAACCAGUUGAAAGGGGAAUUGCUAAAAUAAAUAAGACUUUCCAUCAGAUAUCAGAAAACGUAAAACGGUAUGAAGAGAGGAGGAGGAACUCGAAGGAUGACAGUUAUGUUGUUCCGCUGAACUCAUGGACGAAUGAGUUCUCAGAAGUACAUGAUGAUCUUGUUGAAGGGAGUAUGAGUGACAGUGGGAUGCAUGGCAAGAGACCACAUCAUCAAUCCAAAGGGAUGUCAUCCCUACGGAGAUAGUAAACCUUUAAUCUGACCUAUAGAAAAGUUUAGAUUUCAUCUUCUAACCAUAUUGUUCAUUCAGUAUCCACUGUGGAAGUUUUCCACAGUGAGAUAAUAUGGUAAGCAACCUAUAUUAGUAGUGCAUGUGAUCAUUGAGAAGGCACCUGUCAGGGUUGAAGUAGUGGAAAGAUUUGAAUAGCUGAUGAUUUUCAUAUGUAAAGUUUGGAGGAAAAUUCAGAUAAUGACAUGGGUGGAGUAAACUGAUUAUAUAGUUUGUAGCAGGAGGUGAAAGAAAAUUUUCAGCUACUAAGUUCCGAC